Messenger RNA from Lodderomyces theae, 558 nucleotides. RefSeq lists its product as uncharacterized. Lineage: Eukaryota; Fungi; Ascomycota; Pichiomycetes; Serinales; Debaryomycetaceae. Bases 1 to 558 code for a protein of 185 amino acids. The record is from RefSeq and is a predicted model, not a curated record. Gene Ontology annotation, cellular component: intracellular membrane-bounded organelle. The transcript has a single exon. Gene Ontology annotation, biological process: vacuolar protein processing.
AUGUCCGCCGGUAGUCAGAAGAAGCUCGCCACAAGAAACAAGUCAAUCUUGCUUCAAUUACGAUACAUUGCAGGAACCAUCAAUCUUCUUGCAGUCAUUGCGGUAUUUUAUUUUAAUCGUCCAUCGAGAUCAAUCACUUACAUUUUGCUAUCAACGCCAAGUUUCAUCCUCCAAUAUGUUCUAGAAUCUUCAGGUUUGCCCAAGCUUGGCCCCGAUGGAAAAAUUAUUUCAUCUGGCGCCGAUAUUAUGCAAAAGGGGUCGUUAUUCGAAUAUUGUUUUGAUAUUAUCUAUUUGACUUGGAUUUUGGAUGUGUUGAUGAUUGUAUUUGGAAGUAACAAAGUAUGGUGGGCCUAUGCUUUGAUACCCGGGUUUGCUAUCUACAAAAUCAGUGGAUUCAUUCUACCAUUCUUUAAGAAAUCAGGUGGUGGAGCACAACAAGGGACAGCUGAUGAAAGCUCUGCUGGCUCUUCUACAAAAAAAGACAACUCAGGAUUAAGCAAGCGCCAACAGAAGUUGAAAGCCAGACAAGAAAAAGGUCCCGGUGUUAAAUAUAGAUAA